AUGUACAUUGAUUAUUGAUGAUCCAAAUAUAUAUUAUAUUUACUACCUAAGUAUAUGCUUAACAGAUAAAAAGUCUAUAGGAAUAUUUUUGAGGUUGUUAACCUUGAAAAUAUUAUCAUUCUGAUUCUAUAGUUACUCACAAUAGUUACUACACAUCAAUAUUAAUUAUUAGUAUCAGUCGAACUUUGGUCAAAUAAUUAAUAUGACUCGUAUAACUUCUUUUACGCUAAUUUCGAAGCGUUUAUAUUCUGGAACGUCUGGAAAAAUAAAAGCAAGGAAAUAUGUUCUUACAAAAUACUUUCAAGGAGAACCAAAAGAAAGUGACUUUAAAAUUGUUGAAGAGGAACUUCCGGAUCUAAAAAAGGGGGAAAUAUUGACUCAAGCAGAAUAUUUAAGUGUCGACCCAUAUAUGCGUGCCUAUAUGAUAGGUUAUAAGCUUCCAACAGACAUGAUAGGAGGUCAAGUUGCCAAAGUUAUCGAGAGCCGCAAUGAUAAGUACCCCGUUGGUAGCUACGUGACAGAUUCAUUUGGUUGGCGAACACAUACCAUCUGCAACCCUGACAAACCGCUAACCCAAGGGACUAUACCGUUGGUAAAAGUACCAGAUCUUAAACCGUAUCCUGUUUCUUUAGCCUUGGGUGUACUUGGCAUGCCUGGGAACACAGCCUACUUUGGACUUAAGGAAAUUUGCCGUCCUAAAGCCGGAGAAACUGUUGCGAUUACAGGUGCAGCGGGUGCAGUUGGAUCACACGUGGGGCAAAUUGCCAAAAUAUUAGGCUGCAGAGUCAUAGGCUUUGCGGGUUCAGAUGAAAAAUGUGAGUAUUUGGAAAAGGAACUUGGCUUUGAUAACGCGUUCAACUAUAAAACAGUGGAUAUUAAAGCAGCACUGAAAGAUGCAGCGCCCAAUCGUGUUGAUUGCUAUUUCGAUAAUGUUGGAGGUGAAAUAAGUUAUACUAUCAUGAAUCACAUGAAUAAAUACGGCAGGGUGGCUAUCUGUGGCUCUAUAUCAUCAUACAAUGACUUUAAAAUUCCAAAAGUGAAAAUAUUGCAACCGAUAAUCGUUUUACGGGAAUUAAAAGUAGAAGGUUUUUUGGUCAAUAGAUGGACAGACAGGUGGAAUGAGGGAAUAGACAUGAACCAUAAAUGGCUAAAAGAAGGCAAAUUGAAGUACCAAGAAAAAACAUAUCACGGUUUUGAUAAUAUGGUCGGAGCUCUUAAUGGAAUGUUAAGGGGAGAGAAUUUAGGAAAAGCCGUGGUUAAAGUGAACUGAGAGACUUAUUACUUAUUUUAUUUUUUUA
Molecule: messenger RNA, 1298 nt
Organism: Colias croceus (clouded yellow)
Lineage: Eukaryota; Metazoa; Arthropoda; Insecta; Lepidoptera; Pieridae
Product: prostaglandin reductase 1-like
Exons: 7
Coding region: 203-1270 (355 amino acids)
Biological process (GO): prostaglandin metabolic process
Cellular component (GO): cytoplasm
Molecular function (GO): 15-oxoprostaglandin 13-reductase [NAD(P)+] activity; 2-alkenal reductase [NAD(P)H] activity
Source: RefSeq, a predicted model, not a curated record